Messenger RNA from Caenorhabditis angaria, 903 nucleotides. The record is from the annotation of a GenBank genome assembly. Lineage: Eukaryota; Metazoa; Nematoda; Chromadorea; Rhabditida; Rhabditidae.
AUGACCACGAAGAGAUUCGGAUUGGAGGAUGUUGGAAUCAAAAAAUUGGCUGAAAAUGAUGCGAAAAAUGUGAAGAACAGCGACUGGAAGAAGGUGUUGCCGGAAGAAGUUUAUCGAGUUACAAGGGAAUCAGGUUGGUGAUUUUUUGAUCUGAAAAAAAUGGAGACUAGGGGCUCGAAAAAAAAAUUAUCCCAUGGAGUUAGGACCAAAAAUGAGUAUUUGGGGACUUUUUCUUUGCUUGUUCUUUCGAAAAAGUUCAUUUAGUGCCACGUGUCAACGCAAAUUUAAGAAAAUUGUUUCUGACCAUGAAAGGGACCUGAAAUCCGAGCUAAAGUAACUUUGAUUGGCCCAAAAUUGAGAUGUUUAGCUCAAAAAAACUUGAUUUUUGAAAAUUCUAGGAUUAACCCAAAAAAUUGAAUUCCAAACUUUUUCGAUAAAAAACCAUGUGUCCCUCCCCUCAAUCCAAUAAAUCAAUAAUUUCAGGAACCGAGAGACCCGGAAGCGGUGGAUUUGACAAUUAUUUCGAAAAAGGAAGAUAUGUUUGUCUGUGUUGUGGAGUCGAAUUAUUCAAGUUAGUUUUGAGAUUUUACCUGAAUUCAAAACCAAAAUCCCCCAUUUUUCCAGCUCUGAUUCGAAAUUCUGGGCAGGAUGUGGUUGGCCAGCAUUUUCGGAAUCAGUUGGAAAAGAUUUAAAUAUCAUUCGAAUUCAAGACAAUUCACACGGCAUGUUGAGAACAGAAGUCAGGUGCAAAAAUGUGAGAUUUUUCAAAAUUUUCCCCAAUAAACUAUUCUAUUUCAGUGCAAUUCUCAUCUUGGUCACGUUUUCAAUGAUGGUCCGAAAGAAACGACCGGCGAAAGAUACUGUAUAAAUAGUGUAUGUAUGGCUUUUGAGAAAUCGGAAUAA